Molecule: messenger RNA, 2526 nt
Organism: Nycticebus coucang (slow loris)
Lineage: Eukaryota; Metazoa; Chordata; Mammalia; Primates; Lorisidae
Gene: GATD1
Product: glutamine amidotransferase class 1 domain containing 1
Exons: 7
Coding region: 151-792 (213 amino acids)
Source: RefSeq, a predicted model, not a curated record
GAUUUGGAGAGAGGCUGGGGCUCGGGAGAGGGGCUGCUCCGAAGGAUAGUUCUGGGACCAGGGGAGACCCUGGGGGCGUCUGGGCAGCUAUCCUGCCUGCAUUCACCUUCUGCAGGUGUGUCAGCCCAGUCCUUUCUUCACUGCUUCACAAUGGCCAGCACUGCCUUCAACCUGCAGGUGGCCACCCCUGGGGGCAAGACCAUGGACUUUGUGGGUGUGACAGAGAGCAACGCCCGCUGGGUGCAAGACUUCCGCCUGAAGGCCCACGCCAACCCUGCCAAGCUCGAGUCUAUUGAUGGUGCCCGGUACCAUGCUCUUCUGAUCCCCAGCUGUCCUGGGGCCCUGGUUGACCUGGUCAGCAGUGGGUCCCUGGCCCGGAUCCUGCAGCACUUCCACUCUGAGAGCAAGCCCAUUUGUGCUGUUGGUCACGGAGUCGCCGCCUUGUGUUGUGCCACCAACGAGGACAGAUCGUGGGUGUUCCACGGCUACAGCUUGACAGGGGACGGAGUCAGCUCAGUUCCUGGUGGGUGCUGGGGGCAGCUGGGCCUAGUUCAAGCCUCUCAUGGAGCUACCCCACAGCCCUCAGUGUGUGAGCUCGUCAGGGCCCCCGGCUUUGCCCGCCUGCCACUCAUCGUGGAAGACUUUGUGAAGGACUCUGGCGCCAGCUUCAGUGCUAGUGAGCCUGAUGCCACGCACGUCGUGCUGGACCGCCACCUCGUCACAGGCCAGAACGCCAGCUCCACUGUCCCUGCUGUACAGAACCUGCUCUUCCUCUGCAGCAGCCGGAAAUGAGCUUGUUAGGCGGAUGCUGCCACCUCCAGAUAGCUUGAGUGUCCCCCACAUGAGCCUCCAGGGACCCUGCCACUUCCGUCCUGACAAAAGACCUUCCAGUCUGGUCCUAGUGGGAUGUCCAGGCCUCCAGAAAUGAGCCAUUAGGGUGGCGGCUCGAAGGUGGAGGGGCCAAGAUCCUGACCCCUGCACGUCCUCCUCAGGUAGGAGGCAGAGACAAGACCCUGGCUCUGAUGGAGCUGUGCUGGCCACCAGGGGGUCCUGCAGCGUUCCAGCAGGGAGCUAGCCACAGGGGUGCUGGGGUGGGCACUCACCCUGCUAUGGCCUGCUUGCUGCCCGCCUUUUAGCUGUUGGGUUUUUUUUUGGAGGGAGCGUGGGGGUGGGGGGGCAGCUAGCUCAGAGCUUCUCAUCCUGGUCUGAGAAACUUCUGGUGGGUGCAGCCUCCUGUCCACUCAAGCCCUGCCUGGUGUGGGGUUCAGAAAGCAAUGGCGCCCCAUCUAAGCUCUAGGAUGAUCUGGAGGCUCCUGAGAUGUUGCCCCAUCCUGUGUAAGCACUGAGCAAAAGUCACUUUUGUCAGUAUCACACCCUGUGGAGCUCUCCAGAAAGCGCUGCUCCCACAGUUCUGGCUGGAGGCAGCUGCUGUCUUGCAUGGUCCCCUGGGGGAGCUGGCACAGGGGGGUGUGAGUACCCUGUGUGGAGCAGGGUGGCAGGGCCCUGCCUCUCUGACCCUGGGCAGCCCUUUCCGGGGUCCUGCUUCCUUCCUAGGUGCUGCUCGUCACCGUCAGCCUCCUGGGGCACCUGGGCUGGGCUGGGGCCCUCCAUGGGGCUGCCCACUGGCCCUCAGGUGGCUCAGGCCACCCUGAGUUUGUGCCUUCACCCUUCUGUCCACCUCCCCAUCUCAGUCUGUCCUCCAGCGCUGGGCAGCUGCUAGGACCUGGCAGGAGGCCCCUGGUGAUUAUAAAGCUGUUCAGUAAGGAAAGUUCAGAACAGAGUGGAAGAAGGAAGCAAGGCACAGCCCCACCUCAAAGGCCACUUCCCAUCAGCCUCCAGCAAGCCAUGCCCAUAAGUCCACUCAUGCAGCACUUGGCCACUGGGCCUCAGUCUGCCCCAACUCUGCUCUUGUCCCAGUGUGGUGAUGUCUCUGGACAAAAACUUCUGUAUUUAAAAAUUUGAGAUCAUGACUUAAUGUUUCAGCCCAUUCAGGCUCACACAAAAAAAUGUCAUAAACCGGGCGACUUAAUGAACAACAGAAAUCUGUUUCUUGUGCUUUUGGAGGCUGGAAGCCCAAGCUGGAGACACUGGUGUUAGUCCCAUGCCUGAGGACUCCACCCCAGGACCUUAGAGCUGGAGAUCUCAGCAUAUGAAUUUUGGGGAAACACAAACAUCCAGACCAUACCAGAAGUUGUAGACCUAAUGUUUGCUGAGUGCCUCUGGUGGGCUCAGCAGCUGAGGUCGAGGCACGUGUGUGAAGAGGUGAGGGCUGGGGCACAUGCCCUGACCUGUGCAAGCUGCCCUCAAGUCUUUUCCUACUGCAGCCAUGUGCAAGGUCCUGGGCCUGCUCCAAGAGCCUCCCCACUGUGCUCAGUCGUCUCCAGGGGGCCAGGCAGGGGCUGAGGGUGGCCCUCCAGGGAGGGAAGAGGAUAGCAAAGGGAUAAACCCCCAAAGUGGCAGCUGGGUGGGUGAGGAUUUCCCCCAUAUGCCCCAUGUAUGUUGAAUAAAAACAUGCAACCCCGUAAA